Molecule: messenger RNA, 4484 nt
Organism: Harmonia axyridis
Lineage: Eukaryota; Metazoa; Arthropoda; Insecta; Coleoptera; Coccinellidae
Product: kynurenine aminotransferase-like
Exons: 1
Coding region: 2015-3295 (426 amino acids)
Biological process (GO): biosynthetic process
Cellular component (GO): mitochondrion; cytoplasm
Molecular function (GO): L-kynurenine:2-oxoglutarate transaminase activity; pyridoxal phosphate binding
Source: RefSeq, a predicted model, not a curated record
AAUCAGCCAAUAAAUUUAUCGCUGGCUGAGAGAGACCCACAUAAUGCAAAAUAGCGAUCAAAAGCUGAUGAUUGAUCGAAUCAAAAGCCCUACUAUAGUCUAGCUGGGUCAAAAUAGUCAAAUUGCCUUGAUCAACAGACUUAAAAAUGUCAUCAGUGAUGUUGAGCAAGGCUGUGCAGCAAGCAUGGCCAGGUCUGAAUCCAUACUGUGUGGAGGGAAUGAUCUUAUUAAUUUCUGUAUAUUCCUGUAAUUGUUUUUGCAUGACCUUCUCAACAAUUUUUGAGAGUACCGGGAGUAUACUAAUAGGGCGUAAGUCAUCAAAUGGAUUCGGAUCCGAGUUUUUAGGAAGUGGGAUCACCAAUGCCCUCUUCCACGAGGAAGGAAAAACGGAAUGCCUGAUGCAGUAAUUAACGACAUGUGUUAAAUAGGGCAAAAUGAAUGGAACACAGAGUUGAAUUGUUUUUACAUUGAAACCGUCAUGACUCACUGCCCUAGUUUCGAUUUUUCGGAUUAAUUUAGAUAUUUCCUCCUCUUCAACAUCGCGAAAUGAGAACUGCGAAACAUAUAAUAUUAAAAGUGUGCAGGAGAAUAACGAAUAAUUUUUAACCAAGCAUGAACACAUUACAGCAAACCACAGUCAUCUAUUCAUUCUAUUCCAAUCUUAUUAUUAUACUUAUUCUGCAACAUCAGAUCAGAAACCUUAUUCAACAAUCCAUGGCGAAGUCGUGUAUACAAUAAUUGCUACAAGCGUAAAGGCCAUCCUGAAGAAUUGGAGAAUUAUCGGUUGCUUGGUGUGCUAUGUUCUGAUUUAUUUUCUUCUAAGAAAACGUGUCAACGGCAGACGAAAAAUUCGAACAGACAUGAUCGAACACAUCAUUACUGUGCUGAAUUUGGUUACGAAAUUGCCUAAUGCGUAAGGAUAAAAAGUAUACCAGAACCUAGAACGGAUUUGCAAUCAUCCCAGUGUAAAAAUAUAAUUAUUCGAACGGUGCAAUUGGUGCAAUUAUUUAGGUACUGACCUUAGGCAAAAUUAUGUAUUUCAUAAAACAUGAAUAUAUUAAACAUGCAUAUUUUAGAAGAGAGCAAUACCUCUGGUAAAGGCCUUCGUUUUUUUUUUCAGAUUUUUGCCAAAAUAGAAAAUCCCACUAAUUUUGAUCGGCUGUAUCUCGGUUGAUAUUAGGUUAAGAAAAAAGUUUAAAUAUACAAAAUUGUAGGGAAUUUAAUGGUCUACAACUUUGAACAUGAACGUUUCGGUCGAAAACUACUUACUCGUAAGUCGUAGGUUAGAAGUUAUGAGCAAAAACCGAAAAAAGUCCAAAAAUGCUGAGGUUCUUCACCCUGCUCAAGUUAGCACAAGAUCCUCAUGUUGGAUAACUUGACAGAGUCAUCCUACAGCACCCCCGAACAGCCUGUAGAAGUUUCAUUGAGUUCGGAAUUUUUUUCAGCAGACCCCACUUCUUUGCUCUGUCUACUGGACUACAAUCCGAAAUUGAGAUAGAUAUGGGAAAUUGUACAAAAACGUACCUGGAAUUUCUGAAAAAUUCUGGGUAAAUCCAAAAAUAAAAUAUUUACAUUGGUGACUUCCACAUGAAAAAAAAAUUUUUGUUCUCUUUCAUUCUUUUCGAUAUAAGAUUCGCAUACGUAAUCAUGAAUUAACCGCUACCGUAAAACCUACUCUCUAUAGAUGCUAGUAUUACAUAUUAGGUUACAUAUUGAUUAUAUUAUAUCAUUAAUUAAUUUCAAUUUUUUAAUGAUAAUAAUAAUUUUCCAAAUUCUUACUGUGUAUUCAAUGUUGAACUAUCCACACUGAGAUUCAAGUAGAGCUUGAAAAUCAAACAAAAAUAUCGAUGGCGGAAAAUUUAUUUGCAGACCUACGAAAACAGGAGUAGGAAAGUCUGAAAAUAUUUUCAUGUGAUAUUUAUCUUAUCUGAUUACAAUAUUCCUGAUUGUAUUUUUUCAGGAUAAAACAAUAUUUAGAGAAUAGAGUAAAUCAUUUUCACUUUUUUAACAUAUCAUGACUACUAUUGAAGAGAAAUUCAAGCUACCCAAAAUGUAUCGUGAAUGUUCAUUGAAUAUUUGGAGCGAAUUCCACAAAAUGAUCAAUACUUAUAAUGCAUUGGAUUUAACAAUGGGUUGUCCAGAUUUUUCACCUUCGGAGCGUGUAACAGGUGCACUAGAAAUGGUAGCAAAGCCUGAAAUCCAGCAAAAUUAUAACCCUCUUGGACAAACCAAGCUUCUGGAAGUAUUGGCAGAAUUAUAUAGCAAACUACUCAAACGCAAAAUAUAUCCUGAGAAAGAACUCAUAACAAUGUCAACUGGUUGUCAAAGUCUUCACGUCAUUAUUAUGACCUUUGUAGAAAAAAAUGACGAAGUUAUAAUAAUUGAACCCUAUUUUGACUUUUACGAAACCCUUGUUAGCCUUGCAGGUGGAAAAUGUAGAUUUGUCCCACUCAGACUUUGCAGAAAUUAUGCAGAAAAGGAAAAUGUUUGUACUUCGUAUUGGAGUUUAGACAAUGAGGAAUUGCAAAGUGCUUUCAAUAAAAACACUAAACUGUUUAUUUUAAACACUCCAAACAAUCCUUUAGGAAAGGUAUUCACUCAUAAAGAAAUUUCGGCUAUAGCAGACUUAUGUAAGAAGUGGAAUGUUGUCUGUCUAGCAGAUGAAGUUUAUGAGUUUUUUGUAUACCCUCCCCAUGAACAUAUUAGAAUAUCGACUUUACCAAGUAUGUGGGAGAGAACAGUUACCAUGAUAUGUCCUGGAAAAACAUUUGGUGUUACUGGAUGGGAGUUGGGAGUAGCAUAUUCAUCCGAAGAAUUGGUAAAAAAACUACAAAUUACUCACCAAAAUAUUGUUCACACCAAUAACAUACCAAUACAAGAAGCUUUUGCUAUGCUAUAUAAAAAGGAAAUUGAAACGCAUAAAGACAAAUGCAUAUUAACUUCUUUAACUAAAAAUCUAGAGCCAAAAAGAGAUUUUAUGAUGAAAAUAUUAAAAGAAGCAGGUAUGAAUCCUAUACUGCCAGAAGGAGGUUUUUUCAUUGUUGCAAAUUGGUCAUCUUUAGCUUCAAAAUUUAAUUUUAAAAGCAAAGUUGGAAAACCUAAAGAUAUUCAAUUCGCUGAAUGGAUGAUUAGACAUAUCGGGUUGGCUGUUAUUCCGAUAACUUCUUUCUAUAGUGAAGGGCAUAAAAAUUUAGGUGAAAAUUAUGUUCGAUUCUGUUUCUACAAAAAAUCUGAAACUCUCCAGAAAUUUGCAAAUAUUAUACAAAAAUUAUCAAAAACAGAUUUAACAGAAUAAGUUAAGUUUAGCAGGUUGAAAGAAAUCACUUUAUACAUAUAUGACUUAAAUUUAUAUAAAUAUCCAUGUAUGUAGAUAUAUGAAAGUUUCGUGUAAAAAUUUGAAUGAAUAAUAAAUAAGGGUGUUCUGAAAUACCAGUCUUCACAAUAAUUUAUUCCUCAUUCAAUAUUAUAUCUUCCUUGGAAACACCGUAACGCCAUGAUAGUUUUCUCAAUGACUUUCCAAUUUUAUUCUUGGCACUUCCGAUUAACUGAUUUGCUAUAUCUUCAGUUAUCAUCUAGGUCUUCCACUUUUCGGAAAAUUGAGACAUUGGAAAGCUUCCUCACAUUCUGCUAUUACACUAUACAUAGUGAUUUUCGACUUUCGUUUUUUGAAUGUAACGCUCAGUUUUCUAUUUAUAAUCAGAUUACUUAUUGAAUUUUAUAUUUCUUCAAUCUAUCAUUUGCAAAUUUUUCAAAGAAAACUCUUCUAUAUCUAUAUUUUAGACAACUUUAAUUUUAUGUUAGCAUAAUAUUUGAUAGCUAACAGACAAUUUCUUAAUUCCCGAAAAAGUACCUCCUUGAGACACGAAACCGCAACCUCCGAAUAUCAAAUAUUAUGCCAUUAUAAUUAAACUCAGACAUAAACCCAUUUUUCUAAUAUUAUAUGUAUGUUGAAUUUAAAAAAAAAUUGGAAAAUUAAAGAACCUAGCAUUGGUUGGUUGGUUCCUAUAUUUCAUUUGUAUAGCUACGACCAUUUAAGAUGCUCAUGGGCAAAAAUAACUAGGUACUUUGAAGUCGUAAAAUCAAUUUCAAUGUUUCUUCUGCUAUGCAAGGAUCAACUUCGAUAUAUUUCACCCGAGAUAAUGGUUUAUUGAUGUUCUUAAAAGCAUCUUUUCCCACAAAAUCAUGUUUGAUUGCCAAAAUCGUUAGCUAUGAGGACUAAAUGACAUUCAAUCUAUAUUUAAAAAUGGGGCCCUGUUUUUCAUGUCAUAGCAUCACGUAAAAACCGCUUAACCGAUUUUAUUCAUUUUUUUAAAUCUUCUAAUCCUUUCUAGAAUAAAAUUAAAGAAGGAAAAUUCCAAAAAUAUUCCUAAAAAAAAUCAAGAAAAGGUCUAUCGGGUCAGCUACAUAGACAGUUAAUUUCGGAAUUUCUCAACCAUUAAUAUGUUGGGGUUAGAAUUUUGAGUGGAAAAUGCCUUCUUUUUAUC